Molecule: messenger RNA, 3458 nt
Organism: Mercurialis annua (annual mercury)
Lineage: Eukaryota; Viridiplantae; Streptophyta; Magnoliopsida; Malpighiales; Euphorbiaceae
Product: leucine-rich repeat receptor-like serine/threonine-protein kinase BAM1
Exons: 2
Coding region: 111-3182 (1023 amino acids)
Biological process (GO): protein phosphorylation
Molecular function (GO): receptor serine/threonine kinase binding; ATP binding; protein kinase activity
Source: RefSeq, a predicted model, not a curated record
CACUCCUCUUCUCUUCACUCCUUCACUCACUCUCUUCGUCCUCCUCUUCUUCUUCUUCUCCCAAAAAAAAAACCACAAAAAAAACGUUUCUAAACUCCGAAACCCUAAAAAUGAGACUGCUCUUGCUCCUACUUCUUCUUCUCCAUUUCCAUCUCCAUAUCUCCACGUCACAAGCUCGUGUCAUGUCUGAAUAUCAAGCUCUUCUCUCUUUAAAAUCCGCCAUUGAUGACCCACAACAAGCUCUGGUUUCUUGGAGCUUAACCAACUCAAAAAACGUUUGUUCUUGGUCUGGUGUUACCUGUGACUCAACCAAUCGUCAUAUAACGUCCAUUGACCUUACAGGUUUGAAUCUCUCCGGUACUUUAUCGCCGGACAUAGCUCAUCUCCGUUACCUUCAAAACCUAACCCUACCGGAGAACCAACUCUCCGGUCCGAUACCAAUACAGCUCUCCGCAAUCUCUGGACUUCGUGUCCUAAAUCUUUCCAACAAUGUCUUUAAUGGGUCCUUUCCACCGGAGCUUUCUCAGCUGAAAAACCUUAAAAUUCUUGACUUGUACAACAACAAUAUGACCGGAGAUUUACCAUUGUCGGUCACCGACAUGAUUAAUCUCCGGCAUUUGCAUCUGGGUGGUAACUUUUUCUCCGGAGUAAUCCCAUCUGAGUAUGGUAAAUGGGAGUUUCUUGAAUAUUUAGCUCUCUCCGGUAACGAGUUAGCCGGACGCAUUCCGGCGGAGAUUGGUAACUUGACUAAGUUACAGCAGCUUUACAUUGGCUAUUACAAUACUUAUGAAGGUGGUUUGCCACCGGAGAUUGGUAAUUUGUCUGAGUUAGUUAGAUUUGAUGCUGCUAAUUGUAUGUUAUCCGGUGAAAUACCUAGAGAGAUUGGAAAAUUACAGAAGCUUGAUACUUUGUUUCUUCAAGUUAAUGGUCUGUCUGGGUCAUUAACUGAAGAACUUGGUACUUUGAACAGCUUGAAAUCUAUGGAUUUGUCUAAUAAUAUGCUUACUGGAGAGAUACCAAGUUCUUUUUCUCAGUUAAAGAACUUAACUUUGUUGAAUCUUUUCAGAAACAAGCUUCAUGGUGCUAUUCCUGAGUUUGUUGGAGAUUUACCACAGCUUGAGGUUUUACAGCUAUGGGAGAAUAAUUUUACUGGGAGUAUUCCACAAGGGUUAGGUAAGAAUGGUAAUCUUGUUCUUGUGGAUCUUUCUUCGAAUAAGUUAACUGGGAAUCUGCCUCCUGAUAUGUGUAAUGGUAAUCGUUUGCAAACUUUGAUUACUUUGAGUAAUUUCUUGUUUGGUCCUAUUCCUGAAUCUUUAGGUAAAUGUGAGUCUUUGAGUAGGAUUAGAAUGGGGGAGAAUUAUCUUAAUGGUUCGAUUCCGAAAGGGCUUUUAGGUUUACCUAAGUUGUCUCAGGUUGAGAUGCAGGAUAAUCUUUUAACUGGGGAGUUUCCUGUUACUCAUGAUAAGAUAGCUGUAAAUCUUGGUCAGAUUAGUUUAUCCAACAAUCAGCUUACUGGUUCGUUGCCUCCGAGCAUUGGGAAGUUUUCCGGUGUUCAAAAGUUGCUUCUCGAUGGAAACAAGUUUUCGGGUCCAAUCCCGCCUGAGAUUGGUAAAUUGCAGCAACUUUCUAAGAUGGAUUUCAGCCGUAACAGAUUUUCCGGCCCUGUUGCUCCGGAAAUUAGCCACUGUAAGCUGUUAACUUUUAUUGAUCUCAGUCAUAAUGAGCUUUCGGGUGCUAUUCCAACUGAGAUUACAGGUAUGAGGAUAUUGAACUAUCUAAAUUUGUCAAGAAAUCAUCUUGUUGGUAGCAUUCCCACAUCUAUAGCAUCUAUGCAGAGUUUAACUUCUGUUGAUUUUUCUUACAACAAUCUUACUGGUUUGGUUCCUGGUACUGGUCAGUUUAGUUAUUUUAAUUACACUUCAUUUUUGGGUAAUCCUGAUCUUUGUGGACCUUAUUUGGGUCCUUGCAAAAAUGGUGAGAUAGAUGGUACACACCAAGCACAUUCAAAGGGGCCACUUUCUGCUAAUUUAAAGCUCUUGCUUGUUAUCGGCUUGCUUAUUUGCUCGAUUGCAUUCGCAGUCGCAGCAAUUAUUAAAGCAAGAUCUUUAAAGAAGGCUAGUGACUCUCGUGCCUGGAAAUUGACUGCGUUCCAGCGAUUGGACUUCACAGUUGAUGACGUGUUGGAUUGUUUGAAAGAGGAUAAUAUCAUCGGAAAGGGAGGUGCAGGGAUUGUAUACAAGGGUGAUAUGCCAAAUGGUGAUCAUGUUGCUGUUAAGAGAUUACCGGCAAUGAGCCGCGGUUCAUCUCAUGAUCACGGUUUCAAUGCUGAGAUACAAACUUUAGGACGAAUUAGGCACCGACAUAUUGUUAGAUUAUUGGGAUUCUGUUCGAAUCACGAGACUAAUCUUCUUGUCUACGAAUAUAUGCCUAAUGGUAGCUUAGGUGAGGUUCUUCAUGGAAAAAAAGGAGGCCAUUUGCAUUGGGAUACAAGGUACAAAAUUGCUAUUGAGGCUGCUAAGGGCCUUUGCUACCUUCAUCAUGAUUGCUCACCCUUGAUUGUUCACCGUGACGUAAAAUCGAACAAUAUCCUUCUUGACUCCAAUUUUGAAGCUCAUGUUGCUGAUUUUGGCCUUGCUAAAUUCUUGCAAGACUCGGGCACCUCAGAAUGCAUGUCUGCAAUUGCUGGUUCUUAUGGAUAUAUUGCUCCUGAGUAUGCUUACACACUCAAGGUUGAUGAGAAGAGCGAUGUAUACAGCUUCGGUGUAGUUCUUUUGGAGCUCGUUGCAGGCAGGAAACCUGUGGGGGAAUUCGGUGAUGGCGUCGACAUAGUUCAAUGGGUUCGGAAAAUGACUGACUCGAACAAGGACGGAGUUCUCAAGAUCCUCGACCCGAGACUCCCAUCUGUUCCAAUCCAUGAGGUGAUGCAUGUGUUCUACGUCGCAAUGCUAUGCGUUGAAGAACAAGCGAUCGAGCGUCCGACAAUGCGAGAAGUUGUGCAGAUUUUGACCGAGUUCCCGAGACCACUGAACUCGAAGCAAGGAGAGUCAACAGUAACUGAAUCAUCACCACCACAAUCCGGUGCGUCUCUUGACUCUCCAAAUGCCACAACAAAAGACCCGAAAGAACAACAACCAUUAUCGCCGCCGCCUCGUUCACCACCGCCUGAUCUUCUCAGCAUUUGAACCGAAACAGCAUUUGAACCGUUUCGAUCGAAAGUUCCACGGAUUGUGUUAGUUUCCACUUGUGCAAUUUUUAGUGUUGAUUUAAUAUUUUGGGAAUGUUUGAUCUAACUUUUGGUAUUAAGAUUUGCAUAUUUUUCCUUUUUGUGUAUAGUAGAAGGGGAAAUUAAGGGUUGGAGAUAAAUUAAGGAAAGGAUUGGGGGUAUUUUUGUUAUGAACUUGUGGUAAUCAUGAACUAGUUCUAGUGCCUGAUUUUGCAGUUUGAUCCCUUACUCUCUA